AUGUGUGAAUCUGAUUGCAUUACCACACCCCGUCACGCAACUUCCAACGAAGGUGGCAGUAUUACCACAAAUGUCAACCCAGUUUUCCGUCAUUAUGUGUCGGCCCCUGAUAGGCUCGUAAGUCCAACACUUCGGGUUCGGGCUCCGUCCCACGCUGUCUACGACGACGUCGCCUACGCCAAACGAAGUAUCCGGCCACCGAGAAUCGCGAUCCCAACCUCGGUGAAAGUUGGAACGCCCUGGGUCAUGUUGAUGUUGAUAGCCGGUGGUUGGUAUUGUUUCACUCCAUCUCCGCUGCGCAAUGCCGUGUUUUGGUCAGCUGCUGGGAUUUGUGUUGCGACUACGGUUACUGUUGGUGGUGCUAAGGUUACAAAGACGGUGUUUGUUGGGCCUCUUGAUGCCGGUGGAGGUGAUGGCGGUGGCGGCGGUCCAUGGGGUGGAAGCGGCCCUCCCGGGGGUGGAGGUGGCCCCUCAGGCGGAGGAGGCGGCGGCGGCGAUGGCGGAGGAGGUCCCUCGGGCGGAGGAGGCGGGGGUGGUGAAGGCGGGGGAGGUCCUUCUGGGGCGGCGGCGGCGGUGAAGGAGGUGGUGGUCCUUGAGGAGGCGGCGGUGGAGGUGCUUGUCGUCCCUGGUGUUGGUGUCUUUGAUCAAGAUUCAGUCUUGGCGGUGGAGGUUUUCUGCGAGUCAAUGACAAUCCUGCCAUUUUGUCAGACUGAACAAGCGGUUGUCCGUAUUUUCGGUCCUAAAUGUAGGAGGAGACACAAUGUUUUGAAGGGUGAAAAAGAGGCGAAGAUAAUUUUGAUCGCUCGGGAUGAUGGUAGCAUACACAGAGUUGAGGCCAAUAAAGAGCUUGCAGGUGGUUGGCCAUUUAAGGCGAUACUGCCCGGCGCAAAGCUCCUCACAAUCACGGUUCAUCUCCGCUUUAUCGCUUUGCGAGAGGUAUUCCGGAAGACAGAGGUCGCGCAGGCGAGUCACAAACCUAGCCUUUGUGUUAUUGAUCGGUUGUUGAUCCGGCGUGGAUAUGGAGCCGUCCUUAAGAUCGCUCCUCCUAGGAUGGGGGUGCAGCCUAUUCACCGGAUCGAGGCACCGACCGCACAAGGACUAGUGUCAUCUUGUGAGCCACGAGCGUGUGUGACGCGUCGUAUCCGGCACGCCGAUAAUGGUAGAGCAUAUUCGUUAACUGAGACUUCGGUUUUGUUUCCGAGGGAAAUUCAAUGUCCCGAAAAGCCAUCUCAUACAUACCUUGUCGAAUGUGGCAUAGGUAUAUGGCUUGUCAAUAAUGUUUCACAACGUGAAUCUCAACAGCACAUCAUGUCACUUAACAAGCACAAGCUGCAUUCAUCAACAAUUCAUCAACGAAAGUGA
Molecule: messenger RNA, 1362 nt
Organism: Colletotrichum phormii
Lineage: Eukaryota; Fungi; Ascomycota; Sordariomycetes; Glomerellales; Glomerellaceae
Exons: 13
Coding region: 1-1362 (453 amino acids)
Source: RefSeq, a predicted model, not a curated record